Messenger RNA from Oncorhynchus kisutch (coho salmon), 3544 nucleotides. Its product is annotated as interferon alpha/beta receptor 1a. Lineage: Eukaryota; Metazoa; Chordata; Actinopteri; Salmoniformes; Salmonidae. The record is from RefSeq and is a predicted model, not a curated record. Gene Ontology annotation, molecular function: protein binding; interferon receptor activity. Gene Ontology annotation, biological process: cytokine-mediated signaling pathway. Gene Ontology annotation, cellular component: plasma membrane. The coding region runs from base 168 to 1385 and encodes 405 amino acids. The transcript has 7 exons.
UUGUCGUCCAUAUCGGAUUGUUUAUCCGGUGAUGUUCCCUUGAACCGGGACCAAAUCAACUGGCCACAGCAACUAAAGCUGGGAGUGGGAAGAUGAACGAUCUGUGAAGGUAGUUUUGGGGGGAAAAACGUACCGUUGGAUUACUUGUUAAAUAAUCAUUAUUCAUCAUGAAGGUGGGCUUUGCACUCGUUCUCCUCUGGUCUCUCCCAAUAACCAAUGUGCUUGCAGAGCUGCCUCAACCUCAGAACCUGACUCUGCUCACCCUGAACACACAGUAUGUACUGACGUGGGACUGGGACCAGACGACCACAGGCAACUCUGUUACCUUCACUGUAGAGUACAUGGCGAAGUACAAGAUGAAGAUGAAGAAGAAGAACUGGAGCCGUGUGUGUGAAAGGACCACACGCACCCGCUGUGACCUCACAGGUUCUGAUCUGCACUACCUGGGAAUGUACGUUCUCCGAGUCCGAGCCAGUGCAGACGGAGUCAACUCGGACUGGGUCAACAAAGACUUCUGCCCUGAUAUAGAUGCUUCGUUGGGCCCACCGUCCAGGGUGGAGAUGGCUCCUGUGGGGAACCUGCUGGAUGUGACCAUCUCUGACCCCCUGACCAGCACCCAGCACUCCAUGAAGAAACACGUCCUUUUCCUGUACUACCGCAUCCUGUACUGGAGCCGCUCUGAUGACCCUCAGGGUCUGAAGCCUAAACUGUUGGACUCUAGCAACAACCUGGUGACGCUGCCUGAGCUGGAGGCCUGGACGUGGUACUGUGUCAUGAUCCAGUCUCGCUACGACUACUACAACAAGACUAGCAGCUACACAGAACCCCAGUGCAUGCAGACGGAGGGUGACACCCCGUACGGGCAGAUCUUCCUGUACUUCCUGGUCUCCAUGAUGGUGUGUUUCCUGCUCGUGUUGCUUCCCUCCUACGCCUUCUUCAGGUUCUACAGAGUCCUCAAAAACACAUUUUACCCCUCUAUCCAGCUGCCUGCACACAUCCAGGAGUACCUCUGUGACUCCUCCCCCGGCUCUGACAUGCCCCGCCUCCUCACUGCUGAUUCAGAGGCGGAGCUGUGCUGUGAUAAGCUGACCAUCUGUCCUGAGGUGGUGCUACUGGAGAUACACGUCCCUCCUCCCCUCACAGCGCCCCCCUCAGAGCUGGAGCAGGACAGCGGCAGGCACAUCCGCCAGGACAGCGGAGACUCUGGAAUCUACUCCACAGAGGGAGGCUCCGCCCAGCAGGGUCGUAGUGGUGGGGAGCCAAUCAGGAGAGACCAGGAAGUGGACUCCUGGCAGACACGGGUGCAGGUCAAGCUGGAGGAGAUGGGAAGAGAGUCGGCUGACGAAAGAGAUCUGGACGAGGGGGUUGUGGAUGUUUGCGUCUGAGGAGAAAUGGAGAGAGGAGAGCUGGGUGGAAAGCAUCAAUGAUGGUGGCGGUUUGUAACGAGGAAAUGAGAAUGGUUGCACAGAAUGUUCUCAAGUCUCCGUCUUGCUGCUUUUCCUCAAAGGACACUGAAGACGAUGACGUCUCUGAGCCAAAGACGCAUCGUCACCUGUCCUGCCUACAUUAAAGGAAACAUCUACUCCAAAUAUCUUAUGAUAUUGUUUCAUUAAGUCCACUGUUGAUACAGUCCCAAAAUGUUUUGCAUGUCGACAGAUAGGUUUUCAAAAUAUUGGACUUUCAAGAAGCAAAGUGUCACAUAAUGUAAAAUGCAUCAUUGUGUGCCAAGUGACACUUUGCUUCUUGAAAGUCCAAUAUUUUGAAAACCUAUCUGUCGACAUGCAAAACAUUUUGGGACUGUAUCAACAGUGGACUUAAUGAAUUCCAUGUUUCUGUGUUUUUUUUUUUUUUCAAGGGUAUAGAAACAAGCUUUAAAAUGUCAGAUUUAGUAUGGGGGGGGCCCAUUUCACUUCAAGAUGUCUAAAACUCCCCAGUCCAUCUUGCUUUUCUAUGGCCGGUGUAAUGACUGACAUGUUUUAGUGUAGUUUGGAACACGUUUAUCUCAUCUCAAGACUCGGCUGGUCACAGCCAAGGGCGUACUUUCUUGUUUCCAGUGAAUUCUGAGACCGUCGCUCCAUUUUUUGUGUCCUGUGAAGUGUGUGAAUCCAGGGGGAAACAGGGUAGCUCAUUGUGUUUAAACAACAGGGUAUCAGUUUUAACCAUUUCAAUCCCAAAAAAUCAACCUAUUUUUCCAGUCAAGACAUUUUCUUGAAAAGGAAUGGUUCUGGUUAAUUCAUCUUCAAAACGAAUCCUGUCGUGUGUUUGUGUGUGCCUUGGAUAGAUAAGAGAGUACAUUGGCAGCAGUGCAUUUCGGGUGUGGGCGUGUGUUGUCAGUGUAAGUACUGAAUGUUUGAGAGUCGUGUGUGUGUGCUUAGUAUAGAUGAUAGACAGUACAUUGGCAGCAGUGUAUUUGGUGUGUGUGUUGUCAGUGUAAGUACUGAAUGUCCUGUGUGUACAUAGUCACUGCACGUAGUCCGGGUAGCCAUUUGAAGAGCUAUUUCGCAAUCUUAAGGCUUGGUUAUAGAAGCUGUUCAGGGUCGUGUUGGUUCCAGACGUGGUGCACUGUGGUUGCUUGAGUCUUUCACAACGUUUGGGGCCUUCCUCUUGACACCGCCUGGUAUAGUGGUCCUGGAUAGCAGGGAGCUCUGCCCGGGUGACGGACUGGGCCGUAAUCCGUGGUGGUUUGCCCUGCCACAUCUGAGUGCCUGUUUUUUAUUGUUACCUUUAGAAACGUUGAAUUAGUUUUGUCCUUUUAUGAUUCUUAUAGAAUCUGACAUCAGGAAGUGUCAUGUUUUCUCUCUGAUACCUUUUAUUGUUUGACUUCAUCUUUGUUUUGAAAGGUGCUUUGGUCCAACUGUUACUGAUUGGGCCCCUGAGUCUUAAACAAGAACUGAAUCCCUGAAGGUCUAUGUUUAUUGAUGUCUCUCUUCCUCUUUCUGAUGGUUUGUUCGCUGAGGUGGAACAACUUCUACCUAGAGCAGGGCUGCCCAACCCUCUUCCUGGAGAUCUACUGUCCUGUAGGUUUUCAGUCCUGGCCUAGAGGUUUUGCCACCACAUUUUGUCAAAGUUAAAACAAGGAAAUAAUAAUCAGCAUAGCAUUUGGAUAAGAAGUGAGAUGAAACCAAAUGCAUUAACAAAUCACCAUACCUUGCAUCUGUCAAAGCCUCAUAACCACAGCCAAUGCAAAUAUUUAUCGUCUACGCUUUAUACCAAGCUGACGUCUGACGCAGAGUUAUAUUUACCUAAUGUGAGUUAAGUAGUGAAUAGUGUUCCCAAAAUAUUGUCGCAUUGUAUAUCGUUGGGCAUGCUGUACAAUACUGAGAGCCAGUUUCAUCAUAGCGCUUGAUGGUUUUUGCGACUGCACUUGAAAUGUUCUCCAUUGACUGACAUUCAUGUCUUAAAGUAAUGAAGGACUGUCAUUUCUCUUUGCUUAUUUGAGAUGUUCUUGCCAUAAUACGGACCUGGUGUUGUACCAAAUAUGCUGUAAACUAUUGCUUCCAAAUGGAGUUGAAUUCAUAUUAAAGAAAGUAUCUCUCAUCUCAUA